Molecule: messenger RNA, 2502 nt
Organism: Caenorhabditis remanei
Lineage: Eukaryota; Metazoa; Nematoda; Chromadorea; Rhabditida; Rhabditidae
Exons: 10
Coding region: 1-2502 (833 amino acids)
Biological process (GO): cell communication; transmembrane transport; calcium ion transport
Cellular component (GO): membrane
Molecular function (GO): calcium:sodium antiporter activity
Source: RefSeq, a predicted model, not a curated record
AUGAGUUAUGCGGCCAAUCUAACAUGUAAAAGUGGUAUUUUAAUAUCAGCACUGGAAACAACUCCAAGAAAUGCAUUACUGUAUUUGGCAGCGUUGUUUUAUUGCUUUUUGGGAAUCGCUAUCGCCGCCGAUAUUUUCAUGUGCUCAAUUGAGCAAAUCACGAGUGCAACAAGAAAAGUAAAAAGACAAAAGAAAGUGGGACGACUGGUUUCGAAGGAAGAAGAAGAUGGAGACGAAGAACAAUUUGAAUAUAUUCGGAUAUGGAAUCCAACUGUUGCCAACUUGACACUCAUGGCUCUCGGCUCAUCGGCACCUGAGAUUUUACUCUCGAUUAUUGAAAUAGUUGGAAACGGAUUCAAGGCAGGAGACCUGGGACCGGGGACUAUUGUUGGCUCAGCCGCAUUCAAUCUGUUUUGUAUUUCUGCAAUUUGUGUAUUUGCUGUUGGACAGACUACGAAACGGAUCGAGUUGUAUCGAGUGUUUGUUGUUACAGCUUUCUUUGGAACAUUUGCAUACAUUUGGGUGUUUUUGGUUCUUAUCGUCAUCACCCCCAACGUCGUCGAUGUCUGGGAAGCUGUCCUAACACUCCUGUUCUUCAUAAUUCUUGUAGUUCUUUCCUAUUCCGUUGAUGUUGAAAUCUGGAAGAAAAAACGUGCAAGUGAUCUCCAAGAAGAACUUGAAUUGGCUCAACAAGACAGUGGAAAAGUAGAUGACGAUAAACCAGAAAAACUGAGUAAUGAGAUCAAAAAAUGGGCAAGCACAUUCAGUCUGACUCAUGAGGAUACAAAUGCAGUCGUCGUUGAUUCAACUCCAUCAGUGGAUACAGUCAGAAGAUGGACCAGAACUAUCUCUGCAACUUAUCCAUCUCUUUCUGAAGAAGACCAAGCAAAGUUGUUGGCUUAUAGAGUUUCAAGGACUAUGUCGCAUGACCGUCUCUACUACCGUAUCCGAGCAAUCCGUCAGUUGUCUUCUUCAUGGAGAAAAAGUGAAGAAGAGGAAGUUCAGAUGAUUGAGAAACAAGAAAGCACAGAUUCUGGGAAUAGAAAGAAGACAUUUGUCGAGUUCUCCGCCCGUGUCUACCGUGUCGACUCGACCGAUGAAACAGUAUCCCUAAAGAUUGUGCGAAAAGGAAAUAUGGAUUCAAAGUUUACAGUUCACUAUUCAACUGUGAAUGGGCUUGCGAAGAAGGAUUUGAACUUUUUGUUCAAGGCUGAAACAUUGCAAUUCAACCCAGGAGAGCUUCACAAAACGAUUACUGUAAAAUUGAUAAACGCGUCAAACUGGAGACCAAAUGACGUUUUCUAUGUUCAUCUGAAGAUUCAAGAUGAGGACGAAGACGCCAAGAUUCGAUUGGGAGCUUGUAAUAUUGCUAGAGUCAAGAUGCCAGACGAGUCUGCAAUGAUGUUGGGAGGACCACUUGUAGAGUUUGUGAAGCCUAAUUAUGUCGUGAAAGAGAAUGCCGGAUACGCUAGAUCAUUCGUCUCGAGAAAAGGGGGAAAACUGAAAGAUCCACUCAGAAUUCGAUACGAAACUGAAGACGUGACAGCUAAACAAGGAGAAGAUUACACAUCUGUAAAAGAUGGAAUUAUUGUAUUCGAGGGACAAGAAUAUGAAAAAUACAUUGAUAUUGAUAUAAUUGAUGACAAAAUGGAUGAGAAGGACGAGGCGUUUAUAAUUGAAUUAUUGAAAGUUGAAGAGGGAGACGUGUCGAUCGGAACAAGAAGAAAGGCGACGAUUACUAUUAUUUCUGAUGAUAAUGUACUCAAAAACAUUACAAAUGUUCACAAGUUAAUGGGACACUAUAUGAGACAACUGAGACCUGGAAAAGCCACGUGGAAAGAGCAGAUCUUGAAUGCAGUGUCAGUGAAUGCAGGAGAUCUUGCAAAUGCUACAGUAUCCGAUUGCAUUCUUCAUGCUCUCGCUUUCCCGUGGAAAUUUGCAUUCGCUUUCCUUCCACCACCAACUAUUUUCUACGGUUACCCAUGUUUUGUUGUUGCCCUCGUGGCAAUUGGAUUGGUGACUGCAGUAGUUGGUGACGUGGCAUCAAUAUUUGGGUGUAUGGUUGGAUUGAAGGAUGCGGUGACUGCGAUUACACUCGUAGCUCUCGGAACAUCUUUGCCAGAUACGUUUGCUUCGAAAAUUGCAGCUGAAAGUGACGACACUGCUGACAAUGCGGUUGGCAACGUGACCGGCUCCAACUCAGUGAAUGUUUUCCUUGGACUCGGUCUUCCAUGGGUCAUCGCAUCCCUUUAUUGGGCAUCAAAAGGCGAAUCAUUCCGCGUGGACGCUGGUGAUUUAGGUUUCAGCGUCACCGUGUUCAUGAUCUGCUCGGUGCUCUUUUUGGUUGUGUUGGUGCUCAGAAGGAAAUUGGAAUUGUUUGGAAAAGGAGAGUUGGGUGGUCCAUUCGGUCCAAAGACACUGUCUACACUGUUCUUCGUUAGUCUUUGGAUUGUCUACGUGUCAUUGUCGAUUUGGAAUAUGUACAGGACUGAUAAUAAGUAA